UGUUACUAGUUUUUAAAUUGCCCUCACUAGCCUCAGCUAUUAAAGCGAUCACAAUGCAUUAUUUUUCUAUAUUGGAACAUAUCAAAGAGUAUUAUUGUGCUAUAUACCAUGGACACAACCAGAGGUGGACGAAAGCCUGUUUUCAUGUCUUGAAAUCUGGUUUAUAUUUGGCAGAAUCUUAGUUUUGUAUUUACAUUAUAGAUUGUUAACUUGCUGCACGUAAUUUCAUCGACUUUAAGCGUUCAUCUCUGAUGCAAAGACUUAAUUGAGAAGCUAAAAGCCGUGAACUCAUUAUCCACUUUUCACGCACCCCGAGGCUGCCUGUGCCCUUAAAACCAAAACCUGUCCUGCCUUGGGAAGUUGCAUGAUGUCACUUAAGUGAGAAAAGAGAGGAUGGUUGGGGCCAGCAACUUGUCUGGUGAGAAUGUUUCUUCGCUUUUUUGCAAAGAAUUUGCCCUGUGCACAACACAGUUGAGCAACUACGUAGAAGGAAAAAAAGUACAACUCGACAAAGAAGCAGCUACAGGGAAACUGGAAAAAAGCUGAUCAGACAUGAAGUUGAGGCCGUCUGUCCUCCUGUUCCUCGCAGGACUGUGUUCUCUUGCCUGCUGCCUUCCUCAGUACUACUUCAUCAAUACUACCCUGACAUGGUCGAAGGCCCAGACAUACUGCAGAGAGAGGAACGCUGACCUCGCCACCAUCUUCAACAUCGAAGACAUGAACCGACUGGUAAACGGAGCUCGAGACUCAAGACCUACGGGGAAGGCCUGGAUUGGGCUGCAUGAUAACCUCACCAGCUGGAGGUGGUCAUUUUCAAACAGCAGUUACUACAGAGACCAAGAGGCCAACUACAGGAACUGGUACUAUGGUCAGCCCGACAACUUCCUCGGAGACCAGAUGUGCGUGACGAUGUGGAGUGGAGGGGUGUGGCAGGACACACGGUGUUCCCUGAGAAACCCGUUCAUCUGCUACGAUGGUUCCAGGAUUUCCUAUCUGCCUUUCAUUUUUGUUGAACAGGAGUUGAGCUGGUCUGACGCUCAGCUGUUUUGCAGGAAGUUCUACACAGACUUGGCCAGUGUUAGAAAUGAGAGAGAGAACAAGGAAAUACAACUUUUGGCCAACAACAAGAGCGUCUGGAUUGGCCUCUAUAGGAUGCGGGAAUGGUCAGAUAAAAGUGUCUCCAACUACCGCUACUGGCAGCAAGGACAACCUGAUAAUGCUGGAGAGAAGCAGGAGUGUGUUGCUACUGAUCUGGGCAAUGGAGGCCUGUGGUCGGAUGAAGAGUGCAAUAGGGAACUCACAUUUAUUUGCUAUAUAGACAGUGAAGAGCCAGUUUUGUCCACUACAACUACUACCACAGAGACGCCAAACAAAAUAACCACCACUGAGGGAGCCUUAACCACUACAAAGACUACCUCCAAUGAAAUUCUAAACCAGACAAGUUUGGCCACCACUACUACCACAGAGACACCAAACAAAAUAACGACCAUCCAGGGACACUCAUCCAGUCCAGAACUUACUUCUGAGCAGCCAUCAACUUUACUGGUUUAUCAAACAACAUCCAUUCCUGUGAACCCAGAUCAAAGAACCACCUCUGAGACAAAAUCAACAACCAGUCAUCUAAGUACAGAGAUCACCUCAUCUGAGCAGCCUUCAACCCCAGAGGUAGACCAAACAAGACCCACUACAUAUGAAACUUCAACAAAGCAACUUUUGUCCACCACCACCAUCACCACUUCAACGUCAAACAAAAUAACAACCAUUGAGGGAGACUUACGUAGGACAGAGAUGACUUCUUCUGAGCAGCCUUCAACGACACUGGUGGAUCAAACAACAUCCACUCCUGGUGAGAAACACCCAACUUCCCAUGAAAUGUAUCAUUCCACCAUCACCACAGUGACCCAAAAUAAAAGAACCGCCUCCGAGACAGAAUCAACGACUAGUCAUCUAAGUACAGAGAUCACCUCAUCUGAGGAGCCUUCAACCCCAGAGGUAGACCAAACAAUACCCACUACAGAUGAAACUUCAACAAAGCCACUUUUGUCCACCACCACCAUCACCACUUCAACGUCAGACAAAAUAACGACCAUCGAGGGAGACUUACGUAGGACAGAGAUGACUUCUUCUGAGCAGCCUUCAACGUCACUGGUGGAUCAAACAACAUCCACUCCUGAGGUUUCAUCGCAACAGUAUUCAACUCCAGAGGGGGGUCAAACAAGAAGUGAAGAAUAUGUGGUUAGCAUGCGAGUGAAACUCACCUCUACGGCACAAAUGAGUGAAGAUGACAUGGAAAAGCUGUUUCAUGUUCUGCUGAAAGAAAUGGGACUUUCUACGAGCAUCAAGGUGGGCUUGAAGAUAUUGCCAAAAAAAUAAGAAACCAACAGACUCAGACAGAAGGAUACAUGAAGGACAAGUGGAGAAAUGAAGAUGGAAGGAACUGAAGUCCCCAAAAAGAAAUCUUUCUCGAUUUUUGUCUCGAUUAUUAAUUCAGUAUUUGCUAUAAAGUGUGUGCAACAUCACUAUCA
Messenger RNA from Larimichthys crocea (large yellow croaker), 2525 nucleotides. RefSeq names its product cell wall protein DAN4-like. The coding region runs from base 553 to 2373 and encodes 606 amino acids. The transcript is spliced from 14 exons. NCBI's taxonomy places the organism in Eukaryota, Metazoa, Chordata, Actinopteri, Sciaenidae. The record is from RefSeq and is a predicted model, not a curated record.